AUGUGUGAUACAUUUAAUAGUUCAUUCUUCCAUGUUCGUAUUGAAUCGAUGGGUGUUGUUAGGGCGUACUGGAAUAUAAAUAGUUAUCCCUACGACGCCCACACCCUCCCCACUUACACAAACGACGCCCACACCCUCCCCACUUACACAAACGACGCCCACACCCUCCCACUUACACAAACGACGCCCACACCCUCCCCACUUACACAAACGACGCCCACACCCUCCCCACUUACACAAACGACGCCCACACCCUCCCCACUUACACAAACGACGCCCACACCCUCCCCACUUACACAAACGACGCCCACACCCUCCCCACUUACACAAACGACGCCCACACCCUCCCCACUUACACAAACGACGCCCACACCCUCCCCACUUACACAAACGACGCCCACACCCUCCCCACUUACACAAACGACGCCCACACCCUCCCCACUUACACAAACGACGCCCACACCCUCCCCACUUACACAAACGACGCCCACACCCUCCCCACUUACACAAACGACGCCCACACCCUCCCCACUUACACAAACGACGCACACACCCUCCCCACUUACACAAACGACGCCCACACCCUCCCCACUUACACAAACGACGCCCACACCCUCCCCCCUACACAGACGACGCCCACACCUUCACCCCUACACAGACGUCCACACCUCCGCCCCCUACACAACACCCACACCUUCACCCCUACACAGACGACGCCCACACCUACCCCCCUUACACAAACAACACCCACACCUCGGUUCACCUUCACAUUACACAACCCAAUACAGCCAUGUCCUUCACAACCUCUCCCUCCAUGGAGGAAGCAGCUCCCUGCGCUCCUGGAAGUCGUGCUAUUAG
Procambarus clarkii (red swamp crayfish) is the source of this 858-nucleotide messenger RNA. NCBI's taxonomy places the organism in Eukaryota, Metazoa, Arthropoda, Malacostraca, Decapoda, Cambaridae. The record is from RefSeq and is a predicted model, not a curated record.